AUGCCGUCAUCAUGGAGCGCCCUGAGAUCUCUGGUCUCUCGAGAUAGUUCGGCCGAAGAAUUGUUGAGUCUGCUCAACGAUCCCUUCAAGCAAGAGCUUGGCGAUGGUGCCAUCUGGUCUGCCUUGGGUUCGUCAGUCGGCAUCACGUUUGGAAUGGCCAUUCUUUUCUCCUUCGUACGCCCUUACAACACCGUCGUAUACGCGCCCAAAUUGAAACACUCCGACGAGAAACAUGCCCCUCCACCGAUCGGCAAAGGCAUUUUCGCCUGGGUAAAACCGUUAUGGUCAACAAAUGAGAAGGAUGUCAUCGCCCAUGCUGGUUUGGAUGCUGCCGUCUUCCUUCGUUUCACGAGAAUGUGCCGCAACAUAUUCCUCGUUUUGGCCGUCCUUGGUUGCGCCAUUAUUAUACCAGUCAAUUGGACCAAGAAUUCCGGCAAGUCUGAGCAGAAAUGGUUCAAGCGGAUCACACCGCUUGAAGUAUGGGGAUCAAAUAACUGGGUACAAGUCGUCUUUGCAUAUCUUGCCGUUUUCGUCAUCUGCGGUUUCUUGUGGUGGAACUACAAAAAGGUGGUUGUCCUGCGUCGCGGCUAUUUUGACAGCGAGGAAUAUCAGUACAGCCUGCACGCCCGAACUCUAAUGCUCAACGAUAUCCCUAAAAACCUGGCAUCUGAUGAGGGAAUCGCAAGAAUGAUUGACGAAAUCAUUCCCCAAUCGUCAUUCGCCAGAACUGCCAUCGCCCGCAAUGUCAAGGUACUUCCCGAACUUAUUGCGCAGCAUGAUCGCACUGUGAGGAAACUUGAAGUGGUUUUGGCGAAAUACCUCAAGGAUCCUCAUAAUCUCCCAGCGGCGCGUCCACUAUGCAAACCGUCCAAAAAGGAUCCCUCCUUUAGCACCUAUCCCAAGGGUCAAAAGGUCGAUGCGAUUGAGUACCUUACACAACGCAUCAGAGACCUUGAAGUUGAAAUCAAGGAGGUGCGAAGCACUUUGGACAAACGAAACACCCUGCCUUAUGGAUUCGCCAGUUACGACGAUAUUGCGGAAGCCCAUUGUAUUGCUCAUGCUCUGCGCAAGAGAAAGCCAAAGGGCACAUCUGUUGCUCUCGCUCCAAGGCCCAACGACAUCAUCUGGGACAACAUGCCCAUGAGCCCAUCUGCCAGGAGUUGGAACAGGAUUUGGAAUAAUAUUUGGGUUGCUGUUCUCACCAUCAUCUGGAUUGUCCCGAACGCCAUGAUUGCCAUUUUUCUGGUCAACUUGAACAACCUUGGCCUCGUCUGGAAAGAUUUCCAGACGACUUUGGCUGCUGACACUACAUUUUGGUCUAUUGUUCAGGGUAUCUUGUCGCCAGCCGUCACAUCGUUGGUCUUUCUCGUACUUCCCAUCAUCUUUCGACGACUUUCUAUUCGAGCUGGAGACAGAACCAAGACCGGUCGCGAGAGGCACGUGCUGGCCAAACUUUACUCAUUCUUCGUGUUUAACAACUUGGUCGUCUUCUCCAUUUUCAGUACUAUUUGGUCUUUUGUUACCGCCGUCAUUGCUGAUACGCAGAAGGAUCCAGACGUGUGGAAGGCAAUAUUGAAAGUAGAUCCCGCAACGACUCUCUUCAUCGCCUUGUGCAAUAUUUCUCCUUUCUGGGUGACUUACCUGCUGCAGCGUCAACUAGGUGUUGCCACCGAUCUGGCGCAACUGUGGAAGCUGACUUGGAGUUUCUUCCAACGCAAAAUGGGCAGCCCAACUCCGAGAGAGCUCAUUGAGCUCACAGCGCCCCCGCCGUUCGAAUAUGCCAUGUACUACAACUACUUCCUCUACUACUCGACAAUUGCGCUCUGUUAUGGUGGUCUGCAACCAUUGGUGCUACCUGCGGCUGCUUUGUACUUUGCCGUCGACGUCUGUCUAAGGAAAUACCUCUUGCUCUACAUCUUCGUCACGAAAACAGAGUCUGGCGGCAUGUUUUGGCGAGUCCUCUUCAAUCGGUUCAUCUUCGCGACGGUUCUCUCGACACUUGUCGUCUUCCUUACUUGUUGGGUCCGCGGUGAGGGCACUCAUACCCAGGCCUUUGCCGUGAUCCCUCUGCCAUUCUUGGUAAUUGCGUUCAAGAUUUAUUGUUCAAGGGCAUUUGAUAAUAAGAUUCAUUAUUAUGCCACUCGCAACGUAGUACGGAACCCCGAGCAUGGAAACCCCAAGGAUCCUCUUCGAUCGGAUCGCCUUGCAACUCGAUUUGGCCACCCGGCCUUGUACAAGCCGCUCAUCACCCCGAUGGUGCACUCCAAGGCUCAAAAUGUCCUUCCGUCCAUCUACAGAGGUCGCAUCUCGGAUGGUAGAGAGGCCUACUCUGGAGACACCAUGUCGACCUCGGGAUACAGUGACGCAUAUAUUCUUAAUCCAAUGGACAAAUCGGGCAAGGCCGCCAAGUCGUCCAUGCCCGGCUUUGAGCUUGUCCCUGAAGGGAGGUUGGAUUUUGAGUACUACAAAAACAGACCGGAAUUUGCAUCCGAGCACGGCGGUGGGGAGAUUUAUGGUCGCCAUGCCGACUUGAUUCGUCCCGGGACGCCAGGAAGCAUGUGGAAUGAUAGCGAACCACCUUCGAGACCUGGCAGCCCCGGUCUUCCUCCCGUGCCAAGGACCGCUAGUCCCGGACCUGGCCGCACAUACUCACCUCUGGCUGGCAACGCCAGCCCCAAGGCGACUCUGCCCGAACCGGGCCGCUCAAGGAGUCCGUUGUACGCAAUGGACGACGAGAGUGGAUUGAACCUGGUGAACAAUGCAGCGGCGAUGCCCAUGACUACCCCUCACCGGGAACCCAGCAUGGAACAUCCUGCUCUGCGAGCUCCCGGAGGCGCAGGCAUGUUGGGUGGUGGUCCCCGAGGAUAUGGCAACCUGCCUCAAGAGGAGGAUAUGACUCCUGAACAUGAUCCAAUGGCAUACGACUACUUUCGUAGUACCAGAACGAGAAGAUCAUAA
This is a messenger RNA of Pestalotiopsis fici W106-1, 2958 nucleotides long. RefSeq lists its product as uncharacterized. Gene Ontology annotation, cellular component: plasma membrane. Lineage: Eukaryota; Fungi; Ascomycota; Sordariomycetes; Amphisphaeriales; Sporocadaceae. Bases 1 to 2958 code for a protein of 985 amino acids. The transcript is spliced from 3 exons. The record is from RefSeq and is a predicted model, not a curated record. Gene Ontology annotation, molecular function: calcium-activated cation channel activity.